AUGGCAUUUCAAGUACAACAUAUGCAUGAUGAACAACAUACACAUUACAAGCACAACAAUGAGAUCAACAAUAGUCAUAUCAAUAGCAUUAGUACUGAAGAUGUAUUGCGAUCUGAUGAUGUUCUUUAUGUCAACGAUCGUGAGGUUCUUGAUAGCAAUGUGAUUCCACAACACUAUGAUCUGAGGAUCAAGAUAAUGGAUGCAGGAUUUGGAGGUGCAGUUGGGAUUGCGAUUGACAUCAAGAAUGCAACACGUUCUAUUGUGUUGAAUGCAGUCGAUCUAGAAAUUUCAAAUGUAAAGCUUAUUGCUGGUGGAAUACAUCAUGUAGGAACAGUACAACCAGAUUUACAGUUGAAUAUGCGUGAGCAGAUAAAGAUUGUAUUUACAGAGGAUGUGAAAGGGCCAGCAUAUAUUGUAUUGCAAUUCAGUGGAACAUACUCAACAGGAUUACGUGGGUUGUAUUGCAUUACAGCAUGCACGAACAAUCACAGUAUUACAAAUGAUAGUAUUGUGAAUACAGGGAUUGAGAGAGAUGAAUCAAAUAUGAAUGAUAGAAAUACACAGCAAUGCUCACGUGUGUACUGCACGCACUUUGAACCAAGUGAUGCACGAAGGAUGUUUCCAUGUUUUGAUCAACCUGAUAUGAAGGCAACAUUCAGUAUCAGUGUGGAUGUUUCAAAGACACUGGUUGUGCUUUCUAAUACAGAUGCAGUGGAUGAGUUGCGUGAGGAGUAUGGAGAUCGUAAGAUUGAGUAUUUUGAGCGCACAUGCCGAAUGGCAACAUACGUAGUUGCGAUACUUGCAGGAAGUCUUGAUUAUGUAGAGGGAGUGAGUAUCAGCGGCAUCCGGGUGCGAGUGUAUGGCGUAACUGGAGUCUCGGAUAAGCAGAGCAGGAAGUAUGCGCUUGAGAUUGGGUUGAAGAGUGUGGAGUAUUUUGGAGAGUAUCUUGGCAUGCGUUAUGUGAGCUGUGGAUCUAGUGCAAAGAUUGACAUGGUUGGUGUUCCUGAGUUUGGAGCAGGAGCUAUGGAGAAUUGGGGACUUGUGGUGUACCGUACUGAGAAUCUUGAAGUGAUGGCAGCACCAGAAGAUGUUGUUCAUGGGAAUAUGACUGAUGUUGAUAAAGAUGAUAGGAAUGAUAAAAAUGAAGGAGAUAAGAAUAUAAAUGGUGUUGAUGAUAGAGAUAAGAAUGAUGGUAAAGAUGAUAAGAAGAAUGUUAUGAAUCAAAGUAAUAAUAAUAACAAGAAUAACAUCAUUGAUAGAGAUAAGAAUAUAGUUGAUGUAGAUGAAGAUAAUAUGCAACAGAUUCGUGAGACAGUGAGCCAUGAGAUUGCACACAUGUGGUUUGGUAACCUUGUUACAUUACGAUGGUGGGAUGAGUUAUGGGUUAACGAAGGAUUUGCAACAUGGGCAUCGCUGAAGUGCCUGCAGGAGGGAUGGGGAGCAGAUGAGGAAUUAAGGUUUGUCAAGGACAGACUUGCAAGCAGCAUGCGUGAAGAAGGAAAUGGACGAGCAGUGCGUGAUAAGGUGAUGAGUGGAGCAUCAGCAGCAGGACGGUUUGACUCGGUGAGGUAUGGGAAGUCAGCAAGUGUGAUACGGAUGGUCGAGAAGUAUGUUGGUGUUGAUGUUAUGCGUGAUGGCAUAAAGAUAUAUCUGAAGAAGCAUAAGUAUGGGAAUGUGAGUGGUAGUGAAGUGUGGAAAGCAGUUGGUGAGUGCUGGAAGCGUAUAAAAAGAGAAAAUGAUAGCGUAGGUAUUAAUGAAGAUAGUAACAAUGAUACAUCUGGAACAGAGAUAUCUCAGAUGGUUCGUGAAUGGAUGGAACAAGAAGGAUAUCCAGUAGUACAUGCGUAUGAGAAAGAUGGAGCAAUAGUAUUGACACAGAGUAGAUAUUGUAGCUCACGUAUGAAUGAAGAAGUAAUGAAUGUGAAUAAUAAGAGUGAUGAAAGUAGAAAAGUGAAUGAAGUGGUUGAUAUUGGAAAUGGAAAGAGCAUGAAUAAAAGUAAUAGAUUGAGUGAUGAAAGGGUUGAUAAGAACAAUUAUGAUGUAGGAUGUGAUAUAGCAAAACAUCUAUGGAGAAUUCCAGUUGGUAUUAUGUGGGAAGACGGUAGCAUAGACACAGUAUUACUUUCAACGUCUGAGAAGCGAGUAGUACUUAGAACACAACGGUACAAACUGAAUGCAGGAUACGCAGGUUACUUCCGAGUGCAUUAUGAAACAGAUGGAGGAGUACUGAAUGCACUGAUGGUAUCUGGAGACUCUGAGAUUGAUCAGGCGAAUGUUAUUGAGGAUGUGUUUGAGUUGGCAUAUGCUGGAUACAUGAGUGUUGGAGCCGUAAUGCGAGAUGUGUUAUUAUGGGGUAUUACUGGACCAUGGAGAUGGGGAAUUCAACAGAAGCAUGAUGAUAUGAAAAUGCAUAAGGAUGAUAACGAUGAAAAAAAGAAAAUCCAUAGUGAUAACAAUAAGAAGAAUGAUAAAGAUGAAAAUGAAAAUAAGAAGAAAGAUAACGAUAACAAUAGGAAAAAUGAACAGGAUUUUAUUUCAAUCAAUGGAAUUGAGAUGUUGAAUGAAGUAAAAAUGAUUGAUGAUACUGAUAGAGUAGGAGAUGGACUGCGUAUGAAUAAAAUGGAAGGAGAGGUGUAUAAAGUAAGGAAUGCACCUGAUAAUGUUGUUAAGGGAGUUGUAGGUAAACUUCUUGUUGUAUGGGGAGAACUUUAUGAAGAUGUGGAGGUGCGUCAAGUGAUUGAACGAGCAAUCUGGGAAAUAAUUGGAAAGAUCGUAGAAGGAAUGAAUAUUUGUGUAGAAGGAGUGAAUAAUAAUGAAUCAGAGAAUAGGAAGAGUGAUUGGAAUCCAAAAAAGAAUGCAAAGAGAAUGAAUGGUUAUGAUAGAGAUUGCAUAGAGAAAGCAAGUAGUGAGAUGCAGAAGUAUGCGUUGGAGGUUGGUGUGAUGAUGGGAAGACAGGAAGCAGUAGAGAAGGCACGGAAUGCAUAUGAGAGAGGAACAAGUCGGAUACACAUGCCUGCAAUGGUUGGAGCAGUUGCAGAUGAACGAAUUGAAGAGAUGAUGCAGAGGUAUGCAGGAGCAGGUAAGGAAUGGCGUAAAUGGGUGAUAGAGGGAAUGAGCGGAUUGAUGAAAGAGAAGAGUGUGAAAUAUGUGCUUGAUGAAGUGUGCAAGAUGUCUAGACUAUGCAUGUAUAUGAAUGGCAAAUGUGAAGAUGGUACAAAUCGAUGUGCUAAUAACCUGGAUUAUAGUAAUCUCAAAGUGAAUAUUAAUAGCUCUGAUGAGAAGAAUCAAGAAGUGAAUAAAGAGGAAGAUCGAAUAAGGAUAUUGAGAAUGAUCGCUGAUGGUGGAGUAGUGGAUAAAGCAAGAAAUGUAGUAAGUGAUGAAACAGGAGAAAUUUUAGAUGAAGAAGAGAUUGGAAUAGCAGAUAUAGUUGAUAUACUCAGAGGAAUCUGGAGAGGAGGCAAGUUCCGAGAAAUGAUUGCAGAGUAUGUACUACGGAUGUGGGGAGAGAUACAGAAAGCAGCAGGGAUGAACGGAAUGAUACUGCGUGAUGCAGCAGAGAUGGUUGGUGGGAUACGCAAUGUGUCUGUAGGAGUGAAAUAUGGAGAUGAGCAGAAAGGUAAGGAUUGGGAGCUUGCAGGUAAAAAGGUGAUUGAAGAGAUUAGGUUCCGUGAGAGAUUACGAGAAAGACGAGAUGAGAUUCUGAAGGAGUUGAUGACAUUGUUUGAUUCAGAUGAAUGGAAAGCACUAGAGAGUUCAUGA
Molecule: messenger RNA, 3759 nt
Organism: Ordospora colligata OC4
Lineage: Eukaryota; Fungi; Microsporidia; Ordosporidae
Product: aminopeptidase N
Exons: 1
Coding region: 1-3759 (1252 amino acids)
Biological process (GO): peptide catabolic process; proteolysis
Cellular component (GO): cytoplasm
Molecular function (GO): peptide binding; metalloaminopeptidase activity; zinc ion binding
Source: RefSeq, a predicted model, not a curated record